AAGAUUGUCGUGUGCAUCAAAUAACCUAACAUUAAUCAUAUACGUUAGAAAACUUUUAAAAUGUGUAGUUCAGUGGAUAUUGAAAUUGUUUUAAAGAGUCACAGCUACCUUUCCAAAUCUAUACUAAUCGCAAAAGUUCAGAGCUAUUUAGCAAAAUUUAAAGUUGAAAACUAUUUGGAGAAGAAUAGCAUUAUUAGCGAUUUUAGUACAGAAGAGGAUAGUUUUACAUCACUAAUUCAUUCAAUUGUAAUUGGGGAUGUAUCACCAAUACCCGUUAAUAAAGGAAAAUUGUUAGAUCUUAAUGCUCAUAAAAUAAACUGGUAUGUGUAUACGUUGGAUACAGACGGGCCCACCACUCAAGUCCAGGCAGACGAGGAUGGAGAAAUCACUUUAGCGACACAUUUAACGUUACCUUCCAAAGAACUAUUUACCCUGUGGGAAAAUUUAUACUACGAAGAUAACAUUAAAGAAAACAUCCUGCAAUAUGGAAAAACUAUGAUGGAGUUUUCAAAGAAAGGCAUUAAUGCAAACAUUAUAAGCUGCAAUCGAGUUAUUUUGUUGCACGGUCCUCCAGGCACAGGAAAAACAUCUCUUUGCAAAGCUUUAGCUCAAAAACUGUGCGUUCAAAUGAGAGAUGUUUAUAGUUCUGGUGUUUUGAUAGAGAUAAAUAGCCACAGCUUGUUUUCUAAAUGGUUCUCUGAGAGUGGUAAAUUAGUGACAAACAUGUUUUCGCAAAUUAAAGAAAUUUGCGAAAAUUCAAAUUUGUUAGUAUGUGUUCUUAUGGACGAAGUAGAAUCGCUAGCUCAUGCACGAGAUCAAAGUAUUUCAGGUAAUGAACCGUCUGAUGCCGUAAGAGUGGUCAACGCAAUGCUCACUCAAAUAGAUCAAAUUAAGAAAUGUCCAAACGUUUUAAUUUUGGCUACUUCCAAUAUGACGGAAGCGAUAGACUUAGCUUUUGUUGAUAGAGCAGAUAUCAAGCAAUAUUUAGGGCUACCUAGCGUUCCUGCAAUCUACAAAAUUUAUCAUUCCUGUUUAGUUGAAUUGUUAAAGGCGAAUGUAAUUAAAUGCCAAAAUGAAAAAUUUGAAACUGUUAAUAUCAAUCGACAGCCAAUACAAUUAUUAGACGAUAUGCAGGAACACAGUAAACAGUUGAUAAAAAUUUGUGAAGCAAGUGUUCAAUUGAGUGGAAGGACCCUAAGGAAAAUACCAUUUUUAGCUUAUGCACUCUUUAUUAAUGGUACCAAAAAUCCAGAUUUAAGAAUCUUUCUGGAUGCAAUGGAUAAGGCUGUAGAAAAAGAACAUCAACAGAGAAAGGACUUUAAAACGAGAAAAUGAUGGAGCAAUUUUUCUAUUUAAUAUUGCCUUACACAGACAAUUAAAACUUUAAACUGUUUAACAAAUAAUACACUAAGCAAGAAGCAUUAGAAUACUCUCAGUUUCUAUCAGUGUGUGAUCAAUUUAUUUAGCAUAGGUAUUUUUGUGAAAAAAGGUGGAACAUUUGUUUAAUUACUAGAUAACUCCUGUUUCAAUUC
Dendroctonus ponderosae (mountain pine beetle) is the source of this 1532-nucleotide messenger RNA. RefSeq names its product pachytene checkpoint protein 2 homolog (gene pch2). Gene Ontology annotation, molecular function: ATP hydrolysis activity; ATP binding. The coding region runs from base 61 to 1335 and encodes 424 amino acids. Gene Ontology annotation, cellular component: chromosome; nucleus. NCBI's taxonomy places the organism in Eukaryota, Metazoa, Arthropoda, Insecta, Coleoptera, Curculionidae. Gene Ontology annotation, biological process: reciprocal meiotic recombination; meiotic recombination checkpoint signaling. The record is from RefSeq and is a predicted model, not a curated record. The transcript is spliced from 7 exons.